UGAAGGUUUUCCCAAGUUUUCAGAAGGAAGUAUGAUUCAGGGUAGUUUUUCUGGCUUCACAUAACUCCUCAAACCUUGGGCUCCUAUUGGACAUUGUUACCCUCUUUUUCAGUCAUUUUCAUAUGGUACUUGUUUUUUAUCACAGUAACCACCCCAAAACUGAGCUUGGCAAAGAUAUGACAUCAUCAAAAGGAUGCAGAGCAAUCAUGUUGAAAUUGAGCAACAUCAAGCUAGUAGUUUGUAGAGCCUGACAGAUGUCAAAUGUUGCUGUGUUUCACAUUUCAAACAUCCCGUGGUGCCCCUGUGACAUCUGGUCUACAGUUUGUGUGAUGCUGAUACUACUGAUCUGGAGACCACACUUGGAGACCAGUAGUAACUGCUUUUUUAAAAAACUAGAAGUACAGAAGAGAGAUUUUCAAAGUUGUAGUGCCAGCCAAGAAUAAAAUUUCUUCCUUUGGACAGGCAAGCAGACUGAUAAAGGAAUAUAUUCAAAUCAAACAGUUUGGAAACAGCGUGUUCCAUGGGAAACGGUACGAGCAGACUCUAUAGUGCUCUGGCCAAGACACUGAACAGCAGCGCUGCCUCCCAGCACCCAGAGUAUUUGGUGUCACCUGACCCAGGACAUCUGGAGCCCAUUGAUCCUAAAGAGCUCCUGGAGGAAUGCAGGGCCGUCCUGCACACUCGACCUCCCCGCUUCCAGAGGGAUUUUGUGGAUCUGAGGACAGACUGCCCCGGUAGCCACCCACCUAUUAGGGUCAUGCAGUGGAACAUCCUCGCCCAAGCUCUUGGAGAAGGCAAAGACAACUUUGCACAAUGCCCUGUUGAGGCACUCAAGUGGGAAGAAAGGAAAUGUCUCAUCCUAGAAGAAAUCCUUGCCUACCAGCCCGAUAUCUUGUGCCUCCAAGAGGUGGACCACUAUUUUGACACCUUCCAGCCACUCCUCAGUAGACUGGGCUAUCAAGGCACGUUUUUCCCCAAACCCUGGUCCCCUUGCCUAGAUGUUGAACGUAACAAUGGACCCGAUGGCUGUGCCUUGUUUUUCCUCCAGAACAGAUUCAAGCUAGUCCACAGUGCCAAUAUUAGGCUGACGGCCAUGACCCUGAAAACCAAUCAGGUGGCCAUUGCACAGACCAUGGAGUGCAAGGAGUCUGGCCGGCAGUUCUGCAUCGCCGUCACCCACCUGAAAGCACGUACUGGCUGGGAGCAGUUUCGAUCAGCUCAAGGCUGUGACCUUCUCCAGAACCUCCAGAGCAUCACCCAGGGAGCCAAGCUUCCCCUUAUUGUGUGUGGGGACUUCAAUGCAGAGCCAACAGAGGAGGUCUACAAACGCUUCGCCUCCUCCAGCCUCAACCUAGACAGCGCCUACAAGCUGCUGAGUGCAGACGGGCAGUCGGAACCGCCGUACACCACCUGGAAGAUUCGGACCUCAGGGGAGUGCCGGCACACCCUGGACUACAUCUGGUAUUCUAAACACGCCCUGAGCGUGAGGUCAGCUCUGGAUUUACUCACCGAAGAACAGAUUGGACCCAACCGGCUACCAUCUUUGAAUUAUCCUUCUGACCACCUGUCUCUAGUAUGUGACUUCAGCUUUAAUGAGGAACCUGAUGGACUUUUAUAAACACUUAUCUGUGUCUUUUUAAUUACAAGAGUCUUAACCAGGGAUGUUUUAGGAAACUGAAACAGGGUAUGUUGCCCAAGGAAGGCUUCCCAGUUUCUCUCACUUCACUUCCAUGUUUCCAGCAUGCCCCUGGGAAGGAAUCCCCUUAGUUCACAAACCUUUUCCAUUAAAACCUACCGCAAAAAAGGUGUUUGCACUCCAGUUUUGGCUUGUAUUCUUUCCCUUAGCAUUACACAUUGUUCAUUUAAGGGCAUUAAAUUAGGCUUGCUUUUUUGGUUUGAUGAUGCUAUAUAGAAAUAGAAUUGAGUCCUCCACGAUUAACUAUGUAAGAUGCAGGAGCAAUUUCUCUAGACAGCAUUUCAAGUUAUUUAUUUGUGAGUUUUCUAAAUGUCAAUGAGAUAUGCAUGGCAAUAUUUAUUUUUUAUAUCUUCGUGUAAAAUUAAUAUAGUAUUAUGAACAUUUGAAAACCAUGCAAACAUAAGUUAGUAAUUUAUAGUAAUUUCCUUCAAGCUUGAAGAUAUUUUUAUUUUGGGGUCUAACAAAAUAGUAGUGUACUACUCAGUAGUGAACUAUUUUGCCUGGAGGUGUCUUAAGUGGGAGUAUCAGGUCUUCCUGGUAUGUUCUUCAUAAAUAAUUCUUGCUGUGCCUCCAUCUCCCCCAUUACUGUGUUUUCAGAAGAGAUUCCAUGACCUAUCAGUCUUCAUUACUCACUGUCGAUGCAGUGAUAGUUUCCCGUUGGCAUGUUCUUGGUAGACACUGGAGGUCACUCAGUGUCAUCAUCGAUAUUGGAAUAUGCUUUUCAUAAUAGGUUAUUUAGGAGCUGUUUUAUGGCAAUGGCUAAGAAAGUCAGUGGGACCUUCUUUUCAGAGAUGGAAAACUAGAAAACCUUUUCAUGAGGCUCACACUGAAAUUUCCUAAGAUAACCAGGUCACUGGUUCAAAGCAUCUAGAAAGAAUGUAAAAAGUUAGACAACCUGGAAUUCUCUUCCAUCAGAGAAAAA
Messenger RNA from Rhinolophus ferrumequinum (greater horseshoe bat), 2618 nucleotides. RefSeq names its product nocturnin (gene NOCT). Gene Ontology annotation, biological process: circadian rhythm. Gene Ontology annotation, molecular function: poly(A)-specific ribonuclease activity. The transcript has 3 exons. The record is from RefSeq and is a predicted model, not a curated record. Lineage: Eukaryota; Metazoa; Chordata; Mammalia; Chiroptera; Rhinolophidae. Bases 521 to 1618 code for a protein of 365 amino acids.